Molecule: messenger RNA, 1641 nt
Organism: Scleropages formosus (Asian bonytongue)
Lineage: Eukaryota; Metazoa; Chordata; Actinopteri; Osteoglossiformes; Osteoglossidae
Gene: lrit2
Product: leucine-rich repeat, immunoglobulin-like and transmembrane domains 2
Exons: 3
Coding region: 70-1641 (523 amino acids)
Molecular function (GO): protein binding
Source: RefSeq, a predicted model, not a curated record
UCAGGUUCUGCCUUUUGCGUGUCCGGAUGCUCCUGCACAAAUGACGGACUGGGGAGGUCCCUGCUUUGUAUGGAAACCGCCCUAAGAAGAGUCCCGGAAAACAUCCCUUCGGAUUUCGUAAAAAUCCGCAUCGAGAACUCCCACCUGACCGAACUGCCUCGGGGGUCGUUCCUCGGAGUCGGUGCCUUGGAGUUCCUCUGGCUCAACUUCAACAACAUCACCGUCAUGAACAUGAAGAGCCUGGAGGGCCUGAGCAACCUGACGGAGCUGCGGCUGCAGGGCAACAAACUCAGUUCGGUACCAUGGACAGCGUUCCACGACACGCCGAAUCUGAGAAUUCUGGACCUGAAACACAACCGUCUUGAUGUCCUCCCAGAAAACGCGCUGAGACAUUUACCAGGGCUGACCUACUUAGACUUAUCCUUCAAUAAGCUUACUGUUAUAUCUAGGGACGUCUUCCUCAACUGGCCUCUGUAUCAGGGGCCAGAGAGACAUGGCAAACGGGAGGACGGUGCCGCCAACGUCGUUCUGGCGCUCCACGACAACCCUUGGCUGUGCGACUGCCGCCUGAAAGGUUUCGUCGAGUUCAUCAGAUCUGUCAGCCCUCCCAUUAUUCUCAUGAACUCGUACUUAACCUGCUCGGGUCCUGGAGUCAGAGCCGGCAAGUUUUUCCACGAAGUCGAGAUAAAGACGUGCGCGAAGCCGGUGGCCACCGCGCCACUGACGAACAUAACUCGUCCGCUGGGGGUCAACGUUACGCUAACGUGUGUCAUUAGUGGGAGGCCCGACCCGGUGGUCCAGUGGACAUACGGCUUGAAGAUCAUACGAGGGUUUACUGAGUCACAGACCCAGGUGGAUGAAGACACCUUCAAGUCGGAAUUAGUGAUUCCUUCGCUCCAUCUGGCCGACCGCGGCGUCUACACCUGCGCCGCGAACAACUUCAUCGGAAACUCCUCCUCCAGCAUCUUGGUGAACAUCAAGGCCCCCAACUCCUCAUCGCCGCUGUCGCCCAGCUUCCCCCUCGCUUCGGCCGAGGAAAACGUCUACAUAGACAUCCGCAUCGCCAAGCAGACCGUGUACGGCAUCACCCUGGAGUGGUACGCCGUGACAGAGAACCCGGCUGAAACCUGGUACACCAUCCACUUCGGCAAGUUCGAAGCUGCCAGGAAGGAACUGAUCUACAUCGGCCCCGGGAUCAACAGCUACUCGGUCACCGACCUGCUGCCCGUCACCAAGUACGAGGUCUGCGUCACGCUGAAGAACCAGGCUCCCAGGAGCGGCCAGUGCGUCGUCUUCAUGACCGGCAGCGACAUCAGCGAGCUGGAGCAGCGCGAGAAGCUCAUCCACAUCAUCGUGAUCGUGUGCGCCAUGGUGCUGGCCGUACCCGCCGGCAUGUACGCCUGCACCACGGAGACCCGCUUCCGCUGCUUGGACCGCUGCGCCGAGGCCUGCAAGAGGCGCCGGUCCACCCAGAAGAACCCGAAGCCGGGCGAGAGGCAGGGCACCUUCGACAGCCUGCAAGCCGGAAGCGACGAAGGCCUGUGCAGGGACUCCAACGAGGACAGGAGGACGAGGAGGCGCUCGGAGGACAAGACAACGAGGGCCAAGACCGACCAAAGGAACGCUGCUGAACUCUACUGA